AUGCAGCUGAAAGCAUUUGGCAUGUGUGGAGACUUGAGUGGUACAUAGACACUUGUGCUCCGCUUCCAGUGAGAGGGAGAACUUUCAGAUCUACAAAGGCAGAGGCGUCCGCCUUCAGCUGUUUGCAAACGUUAGAAUUUCUCGUGUUUUUUUUCCCUUCCGCCGAGUUUCUUAACAUUCCCUGGACCUUAUUUGACAACUCCUCUGCUGGGGAUAACUUGCAGGAUGUCGGAGCUCUCUGUCAAUGACCACUUAGAGGGGAUUCUGUCUGAUUUUGAAGCUCUGAAACGGUCUUUUGAGAUUGACGAUGUGGAUGACGGAUCAUCAUUAUCUCCAACUUCUCCACUGAACUCUCCUUUUCAUCCUGCUCCAGCAUCUGUUUUGUCAUCCAAGGUCUCUGAAAGCUUUGUCACCAGUACGUCCUCUCCACCCUCUUAUCACAUGAGGAUCGGGAGGAGUUCAAGUUCAAUACCGGGGGCUGGUUCAUCUCAGAAUAGAAAAGUUACUUCAAGCCAAUCCUUUAAUCAAGGGUCCAAGCCACUUCCCAGAGCCAAUGGAAAUACAGCCGUCUCUUUAGCUUACGUCUCCUCCUUCCAAAACAAAACCAAUCCAAAUGGCUUCCCUCAGUCUUCCAGAGCAGAUAUUGAGAUUGACCGGAUGCAUGGUUCGACAUCCAGCCUUGUGUAUCCAUCACCUUCAAAGUCAAACUCUUUGUUGGCCCCACUUCAAAGUUCGCUGAGACGCAAUGAUUCGGGUACUAAAGCGAAUCACGUGUCUUCCCCAGCUUUGAAGAAAUACUCUUCGCAGGGCAAUGUGUUCCCCUCAGUAGUCCAUCCUUCUGUUAUCUCUGCCAACGUUGGCACAGCCAAUCAUGGUUCCAUGCCAGCUCUUGAUCUCCAUAUUGCUGAUGAAGACCUCACCGUGGAGAACAAACCAGCGUUCAAUCCAUUGCUCAAGGCAGAUGCAGCUCCGCACUCCAUGCUAAGAUCUCGACCCUCCCAGUGUGGCCAAGUUCCCAAAACAAGAAUAGGAUUGAAAGAGGAACACAUCACUUUGGCUGACACACUCUCCAGUUUACGAUUGAAUUCUAUAUCAAAUCAGCGAGAACCGAGGUGUGUACCUAAUGAUUCGUUUUCCAUCAGUCUUCGCGACACCAUGAAUACAGCUCUGGGGAGCAUGAUUCCAGCUGAUGACCCUACAGCAAGAUUACAGCCGAGAUCACAAACCAGCCAGACUGUAACAAGUAUCAGCUCAUCCCCGGUUCCCUUGACAAAAUCGAAACAGGGUGUUUCGUUGGUCUCUAUGCGGAGUAACGUGCAACAGUCUGGAGAAUCCACUCCCCCUGCUAUGAAUGCAGAGUCCAGCUCUCAAUCCAUGCAUGAGAUGCUUCCAACCAGGCUGGCGACCCAGCCACAAUUAGCUCCUCCUCAUACCUCUGUGCCAGAGUUCAAAACAAAGCCAAUGCAGGAGUCUAGACCACGUGAGGAUCCAGUGUUAUCUCCUCAGACAAAGGAAAGUCCUCGAUCUGAGACGAAGACACAUCCUUCCUUCUCAAAAUCAACUAAAGUUGGGAUAAACUGUCUCAAUCGUGACUAUCAACCAACAGCGAGUCUCUAUCACGAUGAAAAAGUGGAGAAGGGAAUGUCGGAUCUAAGCUUUGAAACAGAAGUCAACAUGCAGCUCAAGAAGCAAGGACUGGAACUGAAAGACGUGAAAACAAACAUGGCGGAGAGAAUGCAGGAGGCUGGAGUUGUUUGCUCGGGAGACUACAAGAAGGAUGGCACCGGAAGAGACUUGUUUGGAUAUGUGGGGAUUGAAGCAGUUCUCGAUCAGAUGAGGCGUAAAGCCAUGAAAACUGGAUUUGAGUUCAAUGUCAUGGUCGUAGGUGAAAGUGGGCUCGGAAAGUCAACAUUAGUAAACACCUUGUUCAAGUCGAAAGUUAGCCGGAAAUCUUGCACACCCAACUUUAUGGAAAAGAUUCCCAGGACCGUAGAGCUGCAAACUAUCAGUCACGUCAUUGAAGAAAAAGGAGUAAAAAUGAAUCUGACAGUUAUAGACACGCCGGGAUUUGGUGAUCAGAUAAACAACGAGAACUGCUGGGAGCCAAUUGUGAAAUACAUUAAUGAACAGUAUGAGAAGUACCUGAGGGAAGAGAUUAAUAUUAACCGGAAGAAGCGAAUUCCCGAUACUAGAGUACACUGUUGUGUCUAUUUCGUGCCUCCCACUGGACACUGGUUACGUCCAUUGGAUAUAGAGUUCAUGAACCGUCUAGACAAAAUAGUCAAUAUAGUCCCAGUUAUCGCUAAAGCUGAUACACUCACUUUAGAUGAGAGACGAGACUUUAAACAAAGGAUUCGACAAGACCUGAGAAACUAUUCCAUUAAUGUUUAUCCACAGACAGAAUUUGAUGAAGAUCCAGAGGACAAAUUACUAAAUGAUACAGUGCGGGAAAAAAUUCCCUUUGCAGUCGUUGGCACUGACCAGGAACAUCAAGUGAAUGGGAAGAAGAUUUUGGGAAGGAAAACCAAGUGGGGAAUUAUCGAAGUUGAAAACGGUGCACACUGUGAAUUUGCAAAUCUAAGGGAUCUGCUGAUCAGGUCACACCUCCAGGAUCUGAAAGAUGUCACACACAAGAUCCAUUACGAGACCUACAGAGUGCGACGAUUGAACGAAAGCAAUGGGAUCAGCAAGGGGUUGCCGAAAGGGAACAAUCUAGCCGUCAAAGAAGAUGUGGAGAACAAUCUCUGAGAACCCACUCCUGCCGGCUAAGAAUAAACUGUGCUUUCAACAUCUCCUCUGCAUUGUACAGUUUUCGUAUUUCAGAUAGAACUGGAGAGAGAGAGAAAAAACGUAUUUUCUGCUUUAAAGGAAGGCAGUGGGGUUUGAGAGUUUCUAUGUAGGUUGUUUAAUGGGAUGGGGUUGGGGGGGGUGGAAAUAUUGGAUGGAGGGUGGUUAUUGAAAGAGAAUUGUAAUUCCGACAAGAGGUUACAUGUCAUCAUGAUGUUCUCUGUAUUUCAUUCUGUCAAUAGCAAGGGAGAGUUUAAAACAUAAAGCUGGUGUGCCGAGAGAUGGUAUGUCUGUGCCUACAUGGGUGUUGUUCAGCUGCAGUAUUGCACAAUGGAGAAUGCAGCAUCAUGAUCGAGUCUGUUAGGUUAGUGUCUUGUACAGCACUGAAGCUCACAGAGCUAGACAAAGCCUCACCUUGAGCUUUCUGAUUUAUUACUACCUUAAAUAAAAUAGUGCUCUUCUCGUAAACUGCCACCUUUUGAUUCACCUUUCUCCUCGUACUCACUUUUUCUCUUUCUGUCUCUUUCUAACUCAUUCACUCCAUCAGCCACUUCUCUCUGCCUUCCUUUCAUGCUCCCUCUGUGGGCUUCCCCUGGUGUCUUCCCCACCUUUACGUUACCGUUUGAAGACUGGUUUAGGAAUAGAAUUAUACUCUCCAAUCCACAAUGUCCUGAGCUCCUGAAACGCUGCAGCUUUUGAACAGUGUCUUUUCACUGGGAGGGAUUGCGGAGUCACUUGGUCAUCACUGAGUCGCCCAAGCGAUCUCGUAGAGUGGGUGUUGAGGGGGUAAUUGUUACAGACAGCCUGCUGUAACAGCCAGCUUGCUGAAGUCAUUUACAUCUAAGGCCCCCCUCCCUGCUGUGGAAAAGUGGACCGUUUGACCCUAAAGUGAAACACAAAGCAGGAUUCCAUAACCUGUUCCCAAGCGGCUCCUGUGCUUGUAAUAAUGCGAGUGCAUUAGUGAAGGACCCUUAUUUCAGCCAUAUCCACAGUAUCUUACACAUUACAACGUCAGCCUUUUAAAGGGAAACAGCUCCCAGUUUCUGAUUUCCAGCAUGCUUAACGUAAAGGAGAGGGACCUCUGACUGAAAGGUCAACAGAUUAUAGUGAGGACUGAUCUCGACUGAGGCCUGGCAUUCAAGGGUCAUCUCAAACACAGUUGGGGAUGGGCCACAUCCAAUGAAAGAGUGGUUGAGAGCAACGUAUAAGACAUAGGAGGUGACGUAGGCCAUUCAGCCCAUUGAGUCUGCUCCACCGUUCAAUGAGAUCAUCUGAUAAUCCUCAACUCCACUUUCCAGCUUUUCCUUAUAACCUCACUGAUUAAAAAUCUGUUCCAUUCUCUCAUAUGGUCAAUUGUUCAGCCUCUACAACUUCCUGUAGUAAUUAAUUCCACAGACUCACGACCCUCUGAGGGAAGAAAUUCGUCAUCUCUUUCCCUUCUUCUGAGAUGAUGCCCUCUGGUCUUAGAUCUCCCACAAGGUGAAUGAAUGUGUCCACAUCCAAGUCAUACAAGAGACCAUCGAUGGCCCCUCAUACUGUCCAGCCCUUACUGCCGGUCAUAGUUCUUACUUAUCAGCAGGCAGAUAGGCAAACCCCUGGGAGUGUUCAUUCCAGUUCAUUGCGCACAGUGUGUCUUCAUGUGUUCUGAUGAGAUUCCUUACUCUUAAAAGGGUUGGAGAGGUUGAGAGAGACGCAGUUGGAAGCAAUCUGUUUGGAAUGCUUUGUCAAGUUGAUGUUGUGAAUAGUAACCACAUACAGUUCAGUUUUGAGAGGCUUUCCACACUCCAAAAUGGAAAAAAGUUUUUUUAAAAAACUGUAAUUUUUAGCUAAUUAUUUUUCUACACCUGUAUUUCAACAGACGCUUGGUAUGCCUGAGGGCAAUUAACCACAGAGAAAGCCACUUGAAACUGCAAGUGAGUCACACCUCCACCUCUGUGUGGCCUAGCCAACAGGUUGAUAAAGAUGACUUAAUUCAGUCAUUGGUAAAAUGCAAGUAUCACCAAGCUCAAUUAAAGAAAAUUAUUUCAUUACAUUGGAGGAAGAAGCCCCACAUUUUUUUUAAACACACGAUGGUGAGUGAUGUUUUAAAAGAAGAUACUUGUUCAUUCUGAAAUGUUUGAUGUAUAAUUGUCAGACAGGCAGGGCUGAAAUAUUUGUUAGCCAUUGAAUCGAUGAGUUGUGAGGUAUUGCUCCCAUCUCCAUUACAUUCUUGUCUGUAUAUUGUGUACUUGUUGAUGUACAAUGAUGUUUCACUCUACUGGGAACCAUUCUUAUGCACCAGGAGAAAUAUAUGAGGUGUGGGGGAGGGGUAGGGGUGCCAAGAUCCCGGAAAUUCUUUCCUAACGGCACUUUGUCCCGUUACCACGGAGACCAGGGUGAUUCAAGGAGAUGGUUUCCUGAGGCAGUUAAGGAGGGGAAUACCCAGACGUCGCGAAAGAAUUCAGAAAGAGGAACAUAUGAACAAAUCAAACUAUGAAAAUACAUUGAAUUCAGUAAAGAAAGGCCUGAAAGUCAGUUAUUAAUUCGCACAAAAGUGAUCUUCUCUUGACGAAGCAACAUUGUCUCUCGAGAUUUAUCCUUUCUGUUUAAACAAUCUCCAUUUUUUGAUGGGUUUCCCAUCUCCAGAUCGCAGAAUCCCUUCAGUGUAGAAAACAGGCCAUUAAGCCCAUCGAGUCCACACUGCCCCUCCAAAGAGCAGCCAACCACACCCACCCCCACCCCCCUUGCCUUCCUAUUUUUCGGAUGAUGUUUGAUCCAUGCAGCUCUGCCCAAAAUGACAAAACAAUAGACUGAAGCCCAAAUUUGUAAUGCACCCACACAGAAGCAAUUAUGUUUCCUGGGCUAUCCAAAAUCCAAUGGCUUUGGGUGGUUGUGCAGACAUUCAACACAGUUGUGUCAUUGUAGGUUGGGAUACCUUUCCAAAAUAUUCUGUAUGUUAAACAUAAACCUGGGUAUCUGAAUGAUGAGCAAUUUGUGUAGUCAGGAGCUGCUUCUGUUUAACUGUGUGUUGGAAACCUGUAGCUGUAUUCAUGAACACCCUCAAGCUCUGCAUCAUUUGUGAACUGAAGGCAAUACUGGGAAUAGUUAGCUGUUUGGACCUGCAACACUGACAUCUACAGGACCUUUUCCUACAUUGCAGACGGUCUUAUUGAAGUCAGUAAGUUACAGUACAGCAGCAUUAUCCUCACCUCUUCCCACUGAACCCUGCAAACAGCCUUAAAUUGUGAAUUCAAACAGGGAUAAAUGCACCUUAUAAAGUGACAUACAUAGAUGCAAAAAAGAAACACUGCUCUGUCUUUAAUCUCACAUUUAAAUGGAAUUGGAAAUGAAAUGGAAAAACUCUGGAGAUGUCACUGCCUUCAAAUACUGAAAUAUUCUAUUGUCUGUUUGAUGUUUUUAGAUAUUUUAAUUUACCAAGUUAUGCUGCGAGUGGGAGUUUCUUUCUUUAACAAGGCCACCCUACAUUUAGAACCAUUAUGUUCAGUGACUUAAUUGAAAAUUCAUUUGUAUCUUUUUUUAAUGUUUAUUUUAAUUAAAGCUUUUUUAGGUUUUACACAGGGGUUUCUGCCCUGAGUGUCAGCAAAAGUCAUUUGAAAUGUGUCUUCAUUUUUAAGAAUUGUUGGUUCAAACAAACCCAACAGGGUACUUUGCUGUUUAUCAAAUGUAUUACUUUGCCAAUUGCUGUUAAGGUAAUGUUUGUGAUAAAUCUCUGUGGGCACUAUCCAAGGGGGAUGGGCACCCACUUUAACGUCCAGGAUGGGGACAGCGCGGACAGGGAAUAUCUUGUAAAGUCUAGACCUUUACUGCGAUUCAGCAUGUUCCAUACUGUCCGAAAUGAAUACUUGCCACCUUGCCUAGAAUAAAGCUUUGUUUUAACUCUC
Hemiscyllium ocellatum (epaulette shark) is the source of this 6668-nucleotide messenger RNA. Its product is annotated as neuronal-specific septin-3-like. Gene Ontology annotation, biological process: cytoskeleton-dependent cytokinesis. NCBI's taxonomy places the organism in Eukaryota, Metazoa, Chordata, Chondrichthyes, Orectolobiformes, Hemiscylliidae. Gene Ontology annotation, cellular component: cell division site; septin ring; septin complex. The transcript has 11 exons. The coding region runs from base 226 to 2748 and encodes 840 amino acids. The record is from RefSeq and is a predicted model, not a curated record. Gene Ontology annotation, molecular function: molecular adaptor activity; GTP binding; GTPase activity.